Momordica charantia (bitter melon) is the source of this 1539-nucleotide messenger RNA. It is a transcript of the gene NDL2, whose product is annotated as N-MYC downregulated-like 2. Lineage: Eukaryota; Viridiplantae; Streptophyta; Magnoliopsida; Cucurbitales; Cucurbitaceae. The record is from RefSeq and is a predicted model, not a curated record.
UUUCUGUCAAUCUGCGAUCAAAGGGAAAACGCGGCGUCGGUGACUCGUCUCGACUCGGACGAUUCGAUAUGACGAGUUGAAAAACUUUCCAAAUAAUGUCGGGGAGAAUUUCUUGAGGAGAAUUGGUGGUAUAUAAAGCGAGCAGAAGCGUUCUGUAUAUUGAGUGGGGAGGAUUAUAGGGGUAGAGAGAGGAAGACAGAGAAGGAAAUGGGGGAUUGAAGCGACUCGGUGUCGGUGGAUAUGGAGUCCUUCUCUUAUGGGGGAAAGGAGUACCUUGUGAAAACCUGUUACGGUGCUGUUUCUGUUACUGUGGUCGGAGACCAGGACAAGCCGGCUCUAAUUACUUAUCCUGAUUUAGCUCUAAAUCAUAUGUUCUGCUUCCAAGGAUUAAUGUUUUGUCCGGAAGCUUGUUCGUUAUUGCUUCACAACUUCUGCAUAUAUCAUAUCAGUCCUCCUGGUCAUGAGUUAGGAGCUGCUGCAAUUUGCCCUGAUGAUCCUAUACUUUCUGCAGAUGACUUAGCAGAUCAAAUUGCUGAAGUUCUAAACUAUUUUGGACUUAGUGCUGUGAUGUGUAUGGGGGUCACUGCUGGAGCGUACAUUCUUACUCUAUUUGCUAUGAAGCAUAGGCAUCGUGUCCAUGGUUUGAUAUUGAUCUCUCCCAUAUGUAGAGCACCCUGUUGGACAGAAUGGUUGUAUAGCAAGGUGAUGUCAAAUUUGCUUUAUUUCUAUGGCAUGUGUGGGGUAGUGAAAGAGUUGUUACUAAAGCGGUAUUUUAGCAAGGAAGCUCGUGGUUGUUCUCAAGUACCGGAGUCUGAUUUAGUUCAAGCAUGCAGAAGAUCGCUUGUUGAGAGGCAAAGCUCAAAUGUCUGGAGGUUUCUUGAAGCAAUGAAUGGGAGACCCGACAUUUCAGAAGGAUUGCGAAAACUAAAGUGCCGUUCAUUGAUAUUUGUUGGGGAUAGGUCUCCUUUUCAUUCGGAGGCUCUCCACAUGACUGUAAAAUUAGACAGAAGAUACAGUGCCCUUGUGGAAGUUCAGUCAUGCGGGUCAAUGGUGACGGAGGAGCAGCCUGAUGCAAUGUUGAUACCUAUGGAGUAUUUUCUCACGGGAUAUGGCAUGUAUAGGCCAUCUCAUUUUAGCGUCAGCCCAAGAAGCCCUUUGAGUCCUUCUUGCAUUGCUCCAGAGCUUCUGUCGCCAGAAAGUAUGGGCUUGAAGUUGAAGCCAAUAAAAACAAGAAUCUCCUUGGAAGUCUGAAAGACGAAGAAAGGAGGCAGAAAGAAAAUAAAGAUCGCUUUUUGUAUCCAUAUGUACUUUGAGGAGUUGGACAGUUUUUGGUUAUUUCUUUGAUUAGUUCAUAAAUGAGAGGUGUGGGGGUGUAGAUAAAGAAGGAAAGAGGAUAACUGAUAGUGAAAACUUCUAGGCAGAAAGCAGAAUUUGUCAUUCUUUCAUUUGUAAUCAAAAGAAUUAGUUGAGAAGGGGUGUUAUCUGUAAAUCUAAGAAUAAUUUAUUUCCAAUAAAUAAAUAGUGCUUUAAGAACGAAAA